GGAAGGCCUUCGGCUGCGUGGGGGGGUACAUUGCCAGCACGGCGGCGCUGGUGGACACGGUUCGCUCCUACGCGGCCGGCUUCAUCUUCACCACCUCGCUGCCCCCGCCGGUGCUGGCCGGCGCCCUGGCCUCCCUGCGGGUGCUGGCCGGCCCCGAGGGCCGGGGGCUGCGCCGGGCCCACCAGCGCAACGUCAAGCACAUGCGGCAGCUGCUGAUGGACGCCGGGCUGCCCGUCGUCAGCUGCCCCAGCCACAUCAUCCCCAUCCGGGUGGGCGACGCGGCCCUGAACUCCCGGCUCUGCGACCUUCUCCUGUCCCAGCACAACAUCUACGUCCAGGCCAUCAACUACCCCACGGUGCCCCGGGGCGAAGAGCUGCUGCGCCUGGCGCCCUCCCCCCACCACACGCCCCUCAUGAUGGACUACUUUGUGGAGCGGCUGGUGCAGGGCUGGCAGGACGUGGGGCUCCCCCUGCAGCCCCCCGCGUCCUCCGCCUGCCACUUCUGCCAGCGGCCCCUGCACUUCGCCCUCAUGAGCGAGUGGGAGAGAGAUUCCUUCGGCAGCCUGGGGGCCCAGUGCCUCACCAGCAGCGCCUGAGCCCGGGACGGACCCCCCCGGCUUGGGACGGACGGACAGAUGGACCCCCCGGCGUGGGACGG
This is a messenger RNA of Terrapene triunguis (Three-toed box turtle), 658 nucleotides long. Its product is annotated as 5-aminolevulinate synthase, erythroid-specific, mitochondrial-like. Gene Ontology annotation, cellular component: mitochondrion. The annotation marks the transcript as partial. Gene Ontology annotation, molecular function: 5-aminolevulinate synthase activity; pyridoxal phosphate binding. The record is from RefSeq and is a predicted model, not a curated record. The transcript is spliced from 3 exons. Gene Ontology annotation, biological process: erythrocyte development; hemoglobin biosynthetic process; heme biosynthetic process. NCBI's taxonomy places the organism in Eukaryota, Metazoa, Chordata, Testudines, Emydidae.